Rhinolophus ferrumequinum (greater horseshoe bat) is the source of this 1542-nucleotide messenger RNA. It is a transcript of the gene AK8, whose product is annotated as adenylate kinase 8. The record is from RefSeq and is a predicted model, not a curated record. Gene Ontology annotation, molecular function: ATP binding; AMP kinase activity; nucleoside diphosphate kinase activity. Gene Ontology annotation, biological process: nucleoside triphosphate biosynthetic process. The transcript is spliced from 13 exons. Lineage: Eukaryota; Metazoa; Chordata; Mammalia; Chiroptera; Rhinolophidae. Bases 52 to 1476 code for a protein of 474 amino acids. Gene Ontology annotation, cellular component: cytoplasm.
CGCCCCUAGCGACGCGGUCACCAGGGAACGGCCGCCCUGCACAGUGGUAGCAUGGACGCGACCACAGCCCCGCAUCGCAUCCCCCCGGAAAUGCCCCAGUACGGGGAGGCGAACCACGUCUUCGAGAUGAUGCAGAACAUGCUGGAGCAACUACUGAUCCACCGGCCCGAGGAGCCCAUCCCGUUCAUGAUUGAUUACUUAUACCAAAACAACGAUAAUGUGCCGAAGAUUGUGGUGUUAGGUCCACCUGCCGCGGGGAAAACAACUAUCGCAAUGUGGCUUUGCAAACAUCUGAAAAGCAAUCUUCUCACCAUGGAGAACUUGAUAGCAAAAGACUUUUCCUCUCUGGCGUGUUACCAGAAAAUGAAGUCAGUGCCCAGCGUGCUGCUCAGCAGGCUGAUUCAGGAGCGCCUUCGUGCGGAGGACUGUGUCAAGCGGGGCUGGGUUCUGGACGGCAUUCCUGCCACUCGGGAGCAGGCUCUGAUGAUCCACAGCCUCGGGAUCAUCCCCAGACACGUCGUCGCCCUGAGUGCUCCAGACACGGUCCUCAUUGAGAGGAACUUGGGGAAGAGAAUUGACCCUCAGACUGGAGAGAUCUAUCACACCACCUUUGACUGGCCCCCUGAAUCUGAAAUCCAGGACCGACUGGUGGUACCCGCGGGCAUCUCGGAGCUGGAGACAGCACAGAAAUUGCUGGAACAUCAUAGGAACAUUGUCAGGAUCCUCCCCUUGUACCCCAAAAUCCUGAAAGUCAUCAGUGCUGACCAGCCGUGCGUGGACGUCUUCUACCAGGCUCUGACCUACGUCCAGACCAACCAUCAAUCAAACGCCCCAUUCACCCCGAGAGUGCUGCUUUGCGGGCCCGUGGGCAGUGGGAAAAGCCUGCAGGCUGCCCUCCUGGCCCAGAAAUACGGCCUCGUCAACGUCUGCUGUGGACAACUGUUGAAAGAGGCUGUGGCAGACAAGUCAAAAUAUGGCGAGGUCAUCCAGCCCUUUUUCGAAAAGGAGAUGGCAGUUCCUGAUGGCGUCGUCAAGAAGCUGCUCUGCCAGCGCCUGAGCCAACUCGACUGCGUUCAGAGAGGUUGGGUGCUGCAUGGCUUCCCGCUAGACGUGGACCAGGCACGCAUGCUGACCGGCAGGGACCACACGCCCAACAGAGUAUUUUUCCUGAAUGUGCCAUUAGAUUCUAUCAUCGAGAGGCUGACCCUGAGGAGAACAGAUCCUGUCACCGGAGAAAGGUACCACCUCAUGUACAAGCCGCCUCCGACCAUGGAGAUCCAGGCCCGUCUCCUGCAGAACCCGAAGGAUUCGGAAGAACAAGUCAAGCUCCAGACGGAUCAGUUCUAUAGGAAGUGCGCUGAGCUGGAGCAGUUCUACGAGCAGGCCAUCACGCUCAACGGGGACCAGGACCCGUACACGGUCUUUGAAUACCUGGAGAGCGGGAUCAUUAAUCCCCUGCCCAAUAAAGUCCCCUGAAGGGGACAUAGUUACUCCCCACCCCCACCCCUAGCGUCUGGAACCUCAGCAGAGCCAAUAAAGAUU